This is a messenger RNA of Dendrobium catenatum, 2780 nucleotides long. RefSeq names its product cell division cycle protein 48 homolog. The coding region runs from base 91 to 2520 and encodes 809 amino acids. Gene Ontology annotation, molecular function: ATP binding; ATP hydrolysis activity; polyubiquitin modification-dependent protein binding. The transcript has 9 exons. Gene Ontology annotation, cellular component: cytosol; VCP-NPL4-UFD1 AAA ATPase complex; nucleus. Gene Ontology annotation, biological process: autophagosome maturation; retrograde protein transport, ER to cytosol; mitotic spindle disassembly. The record is from RefSeq and is a predicted model, not a curated record. NCBI's taxonomy places the organism in Eukaryota, Viridiplantae, Streptophyta, Magnoliopsida, Asparagales, Orchidaceae.
UCUUUUCUUUUCCGAAGCCAGAGAGAUUAUUCUUGUCGUUUCGGAGAUUUCGUUUCUCUUCUUGGAUUCGACUCUUGCGACUCAGAUCAGAUGGCGAACCAGGGGGAGGCUUCUUCUUCAGAUCCAAAAUUGGUGAAGAAGGAUUUCAGCACCGCGAUUCUGGAGAGGAAGAAAUCUCCGAACCGUUUGGUUGUGGAUGAGGCUAUCAAUGAUGAUAACUCAGUUGUUUCGAUGCACCCUGAGACCAUGGAGAAGCUGCAGCUCUUCAGAGGUGAUACUAUCCUGUUGAAGGGAAAGAAAAGGAAAGAUACAAUUUGCAUUGCCCUUGCUGAUGACUCAUGUGAAGAACCUAAGAUUAGGAUGAACAAAGUUGUGAGAUCAAAUCUUAGAGUGAGACUUGGUGAUGUUGUCUCGGUACACCAGUGCCAGGAUGUCAAAUAUGGAAAGCGUGUGCACAUCCUUCCAAUUGAUGAUACCAUCGAAGGCGUUACGGGCAAUCUGUUUGAUGCAUAUCUGAAACCAUAUUUCUUGGAGGCUUAUCGUCCUGUAAGGAAAGGAGACCUUUUUCUUGUUAGAGGUGGCAUGAGAAGUGUAGAGUUCAAAAUCAUAGAGACCGACCCACCUGAGUACUGUGUAGUUGCUCCUGAUACUGAGAUAUACUGUGAGGGUGAGCCUGUUAAAAGGGAAGAUGAAAAUAGGCUGGACGAAGUGGGCUAUGAUGAUGUUGGCGGUGUUAGAAAACAGAUGGCUCAAAUCAGAGAACUAGUAGAACUUCCUCUUAGACAUCCUCAACUCUUCAAAUCUAUUGGUGUCAAACCACCAAAAGGCAUCUUGCUCUAUGGACCUCCAGGUUCUGGCAAGACAUUAAUAGCCAGAGCCGUCGCAAAUGAGACCGGGGCCUUCUUCUUUUGCAUUAAUGGCCCUGAGAUAAUGUCAAAACUAGCUGGAGAGAGUGAGAGCAAUCUCAGAAAGGCUUUUGAAGAAGCGGAGAAGAAUGCUCCGUCUAUUAUAUUUAUUGAUGAAAUAGAUUCAAUCGCUCCCAAGAGGGAAAAAACUCACGGUGAAGUUGAGAGGCGGAUUGUUUCACAGCUUCUGACGUUAAUGGAUGGCCUUAAAUCUCGAGCACACGUAAUUGUUAUUGGAGCUACAAAUAGGCCAAACAGCAUUGAUCCUGCACUUAGAAGAUUUGGUAGGUUCGACAGGGAAAUUGACAUUGGAGUGCCUGAUGAAGUUGGACGCCUUGAAGUCCUUCGGAUUCACACAAAGAAUAUGAAGCUGUCCGAAGAUGUUGAUCUUGAAAGGAUUGCCAAAGAUACUCAUGGAUAUGUUGGGGCUGAUCUCGCCGCACUUUGUACUGAAGCUGCUUUGCAAUGUAUCCGGGAGAAAAUGGACGUUAUUGAUUUGGAAGAUGAAUCAAUAGACGCUGAGGUGCUUAACUCUAUGGCUGUCACAAAUGAGCACUUCAAAACAGCUCUUGGAUCUAGCAAUCCAUCUGCACUCCGGGAAACAGUGGUUGAAGUUCCUAAUGUCAGCUGGGAUGAUAUCGGUGGGCUGGAGAAUGUCAAGAGGGAGCUGCAAGAGACUGUACAGUAUCCCGUUGAACACCCCGAGAAAUUUGAGAAAUUUGGGAUGUCCCCUUCAAAAGGAGUGUUGUUCUAUGGUCCUCCAGGUUGCGGUAAAACUCUGCUUGCAAAGGCAAUUGCUAAUGAAUGCCAAGCCAACUUCAUCAGCGUCAAAGGUCCUGAGCUCCUAACCAUGUGGUUUGGUGAGAGCGAGGCCAAUGUCAGAGAGAUCUUUGAUAAGGCCCGGCAAUCCGCACCUUGCGUUCUUUUCUUUGACGAGCUCGACUCAAUUGCUACUCAGAGAGGUAGCAGUGUUGGUGAUGCCGGAGGUGCUGCAGAUAGAGUUCUCAAUCAGCUUUUGACAGAGAUGGAUGGAAUGUCUGCGAAGAAAACCGUCUUCAUUAUUGGUGCUACCAACAGACCUGACAUCAUAGAUCCCGCAUUGCUCAGGCCAGGCCGUCUUGAUCAGUUAAUUUAUAUUCCACUUCCAGAUGAUGCUUCUCGUCACCAGAUUUUUAAAGCUUGUCUAAGGAAGUCCCCUGUAUCCAAAGAUGUUGACAUAUGGGCCCUUGCUAAGUAUACCCAGGGCUUCAGUGGUGCAGAUAUUACCGAGAUUUGCCAGCGUGCUUGUAAAUAUGCCAUCAGGGAAAAUAUUGAGAAGGACAUCGAGAGGGAGAGGAGGGGCAGAGAGAACCCAGAAGCCAUGGAAGAAGACGAAGGCGACGAAGUGGCUGAGAUCAAAGCCGCCCACUUCGAAGAAUCAAUGAAAUAUGCUCGCCGGAGUGUGAGUGAUGCCGACAUUCGCAAGUACCAAGCAUUCGCACAGACUCUGCAGCAGUCGAGGGGUUUCGGGAGCGAGUUUCGCUUUGCAGAGCGAUCUGAUGCUGCAGCUGCUGCGGGAUCUGACCCAUUCGCGGCUUCCGGUGCAGCUGCAGAUGACGAUGACUUAUACAACUAAAUAUAUUUUGCUUUUGCAUAUCUGCUCUGCAUGGGCUUGAGAUUUUCUUCUUCACAGGUACUUCGUUUGUUUCAUCCCUCCAAAGAAGAAUGCAGUGUUGGAAGUGGGAACUUUUACUUCAUAUUUACUCCUUCAGCUGCCGACUUAUUUAUUAUCCUUGUUAUAUGAUGUAACAUUCACCUUUCAUACCAUUAUUUCUUUGUGAUUGUUAUCAUAGCUCCAAAGAUUAAAAUUUAGCUCAUAUCAUCCUAUUAGUAUCA